AUGGAUACUUUCAACGAACUUCCCAUCACUGAGAACCCUACCAGCGAGGCUUCCUUUAGCGAGGCUUCCCCUAGUGAUGGUACUGUCGGAGAUAUCUCUAUCCAUGAUGUCCCUACCGAUGUCCCUACCAACGAUGUCUCUACCGUUGAUGCCUCUACUGGCGAAAUCCCUACCAACGACGUCUUUACCAGCGAUAGCCCUACUAGUGAUGUCCCUAGUAGCGAUACUACAAUGAAUGAGUCCUUUGCCAACGAAACCGCCAUUACCCCAAGCGAGAACACAGCCCCAAAAAAGAAGAAGACUCGCCGCGGCCGCAACGACCCCGAGCCAGACUGGUCCGCUCAAAUGCGUGACAAGGUGAAGAAGUCCAACAGCCGUAUUGGCCAAGCCUGUGAUAGGUGCAAGGCCAAGAAGAUGCGAUGCACACCCGACCACAGCGGCUGUGCCUCUUGCAUCUCCCAGAACCUCUCCUGCAAAGUCACUGACCGCGUGACCGGAGAAACAUACGUGCGUGGUGAAGCCGGGCGGAUGCGCCUCGUUAUCGAAAGACUCAAUGGCCAGGCGGAUAACCUGAAGCGGGAAGUUACGAGGCUGCAGCAAGAGAACGAGUUGCUGCGGGAUUCCCAUGCGGAACUCAAGAGUCGGAUCAACAUGUACAAGUCGUCUCUUGAUACCUAUGAGGCGGGGUUUGUUCUUAGCAAUCCAGAGGCUGAUCUGAUGCAUCUUCUGUGA
Molecule: messenger RNA, 732 nt
Organism: Penicillium arizonense
Lineage: Eukaryota; Fungi; Ascomycota; Eurotiomycetes; Eurotiales; Aspergillaceae
Product: putative C6 finger domain protein
Exons: 3
Coding region: 1-732 (243 amino acids)
Biological process (GO): regulation of DNA-templated transcription
Molecular function (GO): DNA-binding transcription factor activity, RNA polymerase II-specific; zinc ion binding
Source: RefSeq, a predicted model, not a curated record